CAUUUUCAUCAGUUCCAAUUGUUUUCACUAUACAGUAAACAAUCAUCGAAAAUGUUCAAGUUUUUGGCGUGUGUCCUUCUGUUGGCUGCUGCUAGCCAGGCUAGAAUUGUCAGUGUUUCGGAGUUGAAGAACGCUCUGGCAUCUUAUGGCGUUUCUGGUGAUAAACUGGAUACUUGGGCUUGUGUUGUUGAACACGAAUCCAACUUCGAUACUGGGGCUUAUAAUGGAAACACUGGUGAUCAUGGAUUGUUCCAGAUCAGUCAAAUUUACUGGUGCUCUCCUCCUGGAAAUGGUUGCGGUGUAACUUGUGAUUCCAUGAGAGACGACGAUAUCAACAAUGAUAUUCAGUGCGCUCUGAAGAUUUUCGCUGAACACGAACAUCUCUCUGGAAAUGGUUUCAACGCAUGGGUUGCUUACAAAUACUGCCAUUAAACCCAUAUUAUGUUAUAAUAAAUAAAGUUAAGAGAUUAAAAAUGCGUAUAAAUUGUUA
Dalotia coriaria is the source of this 490-nucleotide messenger RNA. Its product is annotated as lysozyme B-like. The coding region runs from base 52 to 432 and encodes 126 amino acids. The transcript has 2 exons. Lineage: Eukaryota; Metazoa; Arthropoda; Insecta; Coleoptera; Staphylinidae. Gene Ontology annotation, molecular function: lysozyme activity. The record is from RefSeq and is a predicted model, not a curated record.